AUGACACAAACCGCGCAGGAUACCCUUAGCCGCAUUGUGGGAGAGCUGCGGACGAAAAACGAUGAUACGCGGAAACGAGCAGCAUUAGAUUUGAGGGAACUGGUCGUGAUCUCUUCGAGAGACCUACCACAGGAGCGUUUCCUAGAAUUCUAUAAUGUUGUGAACCAGAGAAUUACACAACUUAUCAGUCAUGGAAAUGACGCCGCCGACCGACUGGGUGGUAUUUACGCCCUGGAUGCGCUCAUCGACUUUGACGGUGUCGAUGUUGGACAGAAGACGACUCGAUUUACACAAUCGCUUCGAACCGUCUUGAGAGGAAAAGACAUCGCGCUUAUGCAACCUGCUGCUGCGGCGCUUGGGAAAAUAUGCCGACCUGGAGGAUCCCUUAUAUCUGAUCUUGUUGAGGCGGAGAUCAAAACCGCACUCGAAUGGCUGCAGUCUGAUCGCGUCGAAGAAAGACGGUAUAGCGCCGUUCUUAUCCUUAGGGAACUGGCUCGCAAUGCCCCAACAUUGGUAUACGGAUUUGUUAGUCUUAUAUUCGACCAAAUAUGGGUUGGGCUUCGCGAUCCACGACUCCUUAUUCGUCAGACCAGCGCUGAGGCCAUCAGUGCCUGCUUCCAGAUUAUACGGGAGAGAGAUCAGAAUAUGCGACAGACAUGGCAGGCAAAGAUUUAUGAGGAAGCUGUGCAAGGUGUGAGACAGGGAUCAAACGAGUACAUUCAUAGUUCACUGCUUGUUAUAAAAGAGCUUCUUCAACAGGGAGGGAUGUUUAUGCAUGAACACUACCAAGAAGCCUGCGACAUCGUCUUUCGACAUAAGGAUCAUCGAGAUUUUCAGGUUCGACGGGCCGUUAUUAUGCUGAUCCCGGAGCUUGCGAACUAUGCGCCUACCGACUUCGCCCAGACGUACUUGCAUAGGUUUAUGUUUUUCCUAUCUGGUAUGCUCAAAAAGGACAAGGAGCGGAAUGACGCGUUCUUCGCAAUUGGGAAUAUUGCAAAUGCAGUCAAAAGUGCAAUUGCGCCCUACUUGGAUGGGGUCUUGAUUUACGUUCGCGACGGUCUGAGUCUAAAAUCGAGACGAAGUGGUACAGUUGAUCCGGUGUUCGACUGCAUUAGCAGAUUGGCAGUAGCAGUCGGACAAACACUGAGCAAAUAUAUGGAGGCUCUUUUAGACCCCAUCUUUGCGUGCGAGUUGACCCCAAAGCUUACUCAGGCGCUGGUGGAUAUGGCAUUCUAUAUUCCGCCCGUCAAACCCACGAUCCAGGAGAGACUUCUCGACAUGCUAAGCAGGGUCCUCUGUGGCGAACCAUUUAAACCUCUGGGAGCGCCAACCCCUAAUACAAUUGCUCCAGUGGUUCCCAAGGACCCAAAGGAUCCACUGGCCUAUGAGCACCGUCGGGCUGAAAUCAAACUUGCGUUGAACACAUUAGGGAGCUUCGACUUCUCUGGUCACGUAUUGAAUGAAUUUGUCCGCGAUGUCGCUAUCAAGUAUGUGGAAGAUGAGAGUCCAGAUAUCCGUGAAGCUGCCGCAUUGACAUGUUGCCAACUAUACGUACGAGACCCAAUUGUCAACCAGACGAGCUAUCAUGCCAUUCAGGUUGUUAGCGAAGUCAUAGAAAAGCUGCUCACAGUUGGGGUUGCUGACCCGGACCCGGGGAUUCGAAGAACAGUACUGGCUGCACUUGAUGAGCGCUUUGAUCGACAUCUCGCCAAAGCAGAGAAUAUCCGGACACUCUUCUUUGCUCUAAAUGAUGAAGUUUUUAGCAUCAGGGAGGUAGCCAUUGCAAUAAUUGGUCGUCUGACGCAUGUUAACCCUGCAUAUGUCAUUCCAUCCCUACGGAAAGUACUCAUUCAAAUGCUUACCGAGCUUGAGUUCUCCGAUGUUGCACGGAAUAAAGAGGAGAGCGCAAAGCUGCUUAGUCUGCUUGUCCAGAAUUCCCAACGAUUGAUCAAGCCUUAUGUUGAUCCGAUGAUAUCUGUCCUGCUUCCGAAAGCCCGAGAUCCAAGUCCUGCAGUCGCUUCUACGAUUUUGAAGGCAAUUGGGGAUCUGGCUACUGUUGGAGGGGAAGAUAUGAUCCCUUAUAUCGAUAAGCUAAUGCCGAUAAUUAUCGAAGCUUUGCAAGAUCAAAGUUCGUCCGCGAAGCGUGAGGCAGCUCUACGAACCCUUGGACAACUGGCCAGCAACUCUGGAUAUGUUAUCAAACCAUACCUAGACUACCCAUCUCUCCUCGAGAUCCUGCAGGGUAUCAUCCGCGGCGAACCUCAAAGAGGCCCGCUUCGACAGGAGACUAUCAAGCUUAUGGGGAUACUCGGCGCUCUCGAUCCGUAUAAGCAUCAACAGGUCGAAGAGAGAUCACCGGAGAUGCAGCUGCGCCUUGAGGCGAACCAAACGACGGAUAUUUCCCUCAUGAUGAGUGGGCUGACGCCUUCGACCAAGGAAUAUUUCCCGACUGUUGUGAUAAAUGCUUUGCUACAGAUCCUAAAGGACCCAUCUCUCGUCCAGCACCAUGCGGUGGUUGUCGAGGCGAUCAUGAAUAUCUUCCGAACUCUCAACAUGGAAUGCGUUCCCUUCCUCGACAAAAUAAUUCCCGCCUUCUUGUCUGUCAUACGCAGCUCCCCGCCGUCUAGACUUGAAUCUUACUUCAGCAAUCUGAGUAUCCUGGUCACCAUAGUCAAGCAGCAUAUCAGAAAUUAUCUGCCCGAAAUUGUGACGGUGCUCCAGGAGUACUGGAGUAUUUCCCCUACCCUUCAAGCAAAUAUUCUCCAAUUAGUAGAAGCCAUUUCACGAUCCUUGGAAGGAGAGUUCAAAAUAUACCUUGCUGGCCUCCUGCCGCUCAUGCUUGGUAUUCUUGAGAAAGAUGCCUCGACAAGAAGAUUGCCAUCCGAGCGUGUCCUGCAUGCGUUCCUUAUAUUUGGAUCCAGUGCCGAAGAAUAUAUGCACUUGAUUAUCCCGGUCAUUGUCGGCGUUUUCGAGAAGCCACAGCAACCUUCAUUCAUUCGAAAAUCUGCUAUCGAUACUAUCGGCAAGAUCUCACGACAAGUCAAUCUUAACGAUUACGCAUCUAAAAUCAUUCAUCCACUGGCAAGAGUUUUAGCCGGCAGUGACCCUUCGCUAAGAAUUGCAGCCCUUGACACCCUUUGCGCUUUAAUCUUCCAGCUCGGGAAAGAUUACCUUCAUUUUGUUGGCACGAUAAACAAAGUGCUUUCUGCCAACCAAAUCCCGCACGUAAAUUAUGAGCUUUUAGUAAGCAAAUUGCAGAAGGGAGAAGUAUUACCGCAAGAUCUGAAUGCCGGCGACCUCGGCUUCCAGAAUGAUGACAGCUCUGCUAUGGAGCCGCUCUCUAAGAAACUUGAGUCUAAUCCUGUGCACCUGAAGGCUGCGUGGGAUGCUACUGGCAAGUCUACAAAGGAAGAUUGGCAAGAGUGGAUGAGAAGGUUCAGUUUGACUGUGCUGACAGAGUCUCCAAAUCAUGCCCUGAGAGCCUGCGCUUCCCUGGCAAGCGUGUAUCCUCCACUGGCUAGGGAAUUAUUUAAUUCGGCGUUUGUAUCAUGCUGGAGUGAUCUUUUCGAGCCAUACCAGGAUGAUUUGAUUCAAAAUAUUGAAACUGCCAUCCGAUCUCCGCAUGUUACUCCGGAUCUUCUCGGUGUCUUGCUCAACCUGGCAGAGUUUAUGGAGCAUGAUGAUAAAGCUCUUCCAAUUGAUAUUCGUGUCUUGGGCCGUGAAGCUGGUAGAUGUCACGCCUGGGCAAAAGCCUUGCAUUACAAGGAGUUGGAAUUUAUUCAAGACCAGUCAAGUGGUGCUGUGGAGGCGCUCAUCCAGAUCAAUAACCAACUACAACAGUACGAUGCUGCCAUUGGUAUCUUACGUAAGGCGCAGACCUUCAAGGACGGGAUCACGUUGCGGGAGACCUGGUUCGAGAAACUCGAACGCUGGGAAGAGGCUCUUGAAUUUUACAAGAAACGCGAAAAGGAAUUCCCUGCCCACGCUGAAACCUUUGAUGUUAUCAUGGGGAAGAUGAGAUGUCUGCAUGCAUUGGGAGAAUGGGACUCACUCUCUGCGUUGGCCCAAGACAAAUGGAAUACCUCUACGCUGGAGAUCAAGCGAAGAGUCGCGCCUCUGGCAACCGCCGCUGCUUGGGGCCUAGGACAAUGGGAUUUGAUGGACGACUACCUUAGUGUCAUGAAAGCUAACACCCCAGAUCGAUCCUUCUUUGGUGCUAUUCUCGCUCUGCACCGCAAUCAGUUCCGAGAAGCCGCCCAAUAUGUGCAGAAGGCAAGAGAGGGCCUCGAUACAGAACUGAGCGCCUUGGUCAGCGAGUCUUACAACAGAGCCUAUACAGUCGUUGUCCGUGUGCAGAUGUUGGCCGAACUUGAGGAGCUUAUUACUUACAAACAAAGUAAUAAUAAUCCAGCGAAGCAGGAAACAAUGCGACAUACUUGGGAGAAGCGUCUUCUUGGCUGCCAGCGAAAUGUGGAAGUUUGGCAGAGAAUGCUCAAGCUACGUGCAUUGGUAAUCUCUCCAAAGGAGAACAUGCAAAUGGAAAUCAAAUUUGCGAACCUGUGCAGAAACUCGGGACGAAUGGGCCUAGCAGAAAAGUCAUUGAAGAGCCUCAUCGGAAACGACGAGAGCCUGGACAAUAUGCUACCAGAUGCUGACGGAGAUUCUCGCCAAAACUCACGCCGUGUGAAGAACGUUCCAGCUCACGUCCAAUACGCUGUCCUGAAAUUCCACUGGGCCGCUGGAAAGAAACCCCAAUCUUUGGAAGGCCUUAGAGCGUUGACUGCGGAAAUGGCUGAUCGCCUCGAGGCUGUUCAGAUGGGCAUGAACGGCGUCAACGAGAUUCAUAUCAAUGGCAAUGGUAACAUGACAAAUGGCUAUGUUCAAAAUCAUAUGCAUCCAGCGGCUGCCACUCCCAUGCUAAAUGCGAAAGCUAUGGCUGACCACACCGUCCUCCUGGCGAGAUGUUGUCUCAAGCAAGGUGAAUGGCAAGUAGCUCUAAAACAGGGUGACUGGCAAUACAACAGCGUGGAAGAUAUUCUAUCCUCAUAUCGGGCCGCUACCCACUUCAAUCCAAAUUGGUACAAAGCUUGGCAUGCCUGGGCACUUGCAAACUUUGAGAUCGUCCAGGCUCUUGGGGCACAAUCGGCCCAAAAUCGCGAUAUUACUAUCCCUCCAAAUGUUCUGGUCGACCAUGUUGUGCCUGCUGUUCGGGGAUUCUUCAAAUCGAUUGCACUCUCAAUGGGUAGCUCCUUGCAGGAUACUCUUCGACUGCUAACUUUAUGGUUUUCUCAUGGCGGAGCCACAGAGGUUAACACGGCUGUGACCGAAGGAUUUGCCUCCGUCAGUGUCGACACCUGGCUAGAAGUGAUUCCCCAACUCAUCGCCAGGAUCAAUCAGCCAAAUGCUCGUGUUCGGGCAUCAAUUCAUAAUCUUCUUGCAGAUGUUGGCCGAGCUCAUCCACAAGCUCUGGUAUAUCCUCUGACGGUUGCGAUGAAAUCGGCCACGAAUACCCGCCGAUCAAGGUCUGCAGUCCAAAUCAUGGAUAGUAUGCGUCAGCAUAGCGCAAGGCUCGUUGAGCAGGCAGAUGUUGUGAGCCACGAGCUUAUCCGCGUUGCGGUACUAUGGCAUGAGCUAUGGCACGAGGCCCUCGAGGAAGCCUCGAGGCUCUACUUCGGGGACCGCAAUAUUGAGGGAAUGUUUGCUACUUUGGCCCCCUUACAUGAUAUGCUUGAUCAAGGACCCGAGACGCUCCGAGAAAUAUCUUUCGCUCAGACCUUUGGCCGCGAUCUCCAGGAAGCCCGUGAGUGGUGCUAUGCAUACAGACAAUCAGGAGACGUUAGCGAGAUCAACUCUGCCUGGGACCUUUAUUACCAGGUGUUCAGGAGGAUCGCUCGUCAACUUCCGCAGCUGAAUAAUCUCGAGCUUGCAUAUGUGUCGCCGAAGCUUCUACGUGCUCGAGACCUAGACUUGGCCGUGCCUGGCACCUACCAGAGUGGCAAGCCCAUUGCCCGCAUUAUCAAUUUUGAGACUAAUUUUAGCGUUAUUUCUUCGAAACAACGGCCACGGAAACUGAGUCUUAAUGGAAGUGAUGGCAAAGCCUAUGCCUUUGUCCUCAAGGGACAUGAAGAUAUGCGUCAGGAUGAGCGUGUUAUGCAGUUGUUUGGCCUCUGCAAUACAUUGCUGCACGGCGACUCUGAAUCCUACAAGCGCCAUUUGAACAUCCAGAGAUACCCAGUUAUCCCCCUCUCUCAGAGUUCUGGUCUCCUGGGCUGGGUUCCCAAUAGCGAUACAUUGCAUGUCCUGAUCCGAGAAUAUAGAGAGAGCCGUAAGAUAUUACUUAAUAUCGAGCACCGGAUCAUGCUACAAAUGGCCCCAGACUACGAUAACUUGACAUUGAUGCAGAAGGUCGAGGUGUUCGGCUACGCCUUAGACAAUACGACUGGCCAAGAUCUCUACCGAGUUCUCUGGUUGAAGAGCAAGAGUUCGGAGGCUUGGCUCGAGCGACGCACCAACUAUACACGAUCUCUUGGUGUGAUGUCCAUGGUCGGAUACAUUCUUGGUCUUGGUGAUAGACAUCCUUCCAAUUUGAUGCUUGACAGGAUUACGGGCAAUAUCAUCCAUAUUGAUUUCGGCGACUGCUUCGAAGUGGCCAUGCAUCGUGAGAAGUAUCCGGAGCGGGUGCCAUUCCGGUUGACCCGGAUGUUGACGUACGCUAUGGAGGUUGGCAACAUUGAGGGCAGCUUUAGGAUUACCUGCGAGAACGUCAUGAGGGUAUUGCGUGACAAUAAGGAGUCCUUAAUGGCGGUGCUUGAAGCUUUCAUCCAUGAUCCCCUCCUCAACUGGCGUCUUACUGGCGACCACUCGCCUGCUGGCCCCCAUUUCCGCUCUGAGCGUCGAGAUUCGCUUAUGGCAUCGCAAGCCCGCCGCCCGUCAAUCAUGGAUGCCGAAGUCCCACCUACCGAACUGAUGGCUCAAAAUUCAACUGCUCUUCCAGGCGGACCACCAUCUUCCCGGCCUCGUGCAAGAACAAAUUCCACUGCUCAAGGCCCUGGCCCCGAGGCAGAUAUGCACGAAAAGCAGAAUGAGCGAGCAAUGCAGGUGCUGAACAGAGUGAAGGAGAAGCUUAUUGGACGUGAUUUCAAGGCUGACGAGGAACUGAGUUACAUCGAUCAGGUGGACAAAUUGCUGAUUGAGGCGACGAAAUUUGAGAAUUUGUGCCAGCACUACAUCGGCUGGUGUAGUUUCUGGUGA
Messenger RNA from Venustampulla echinocandica, 7251 nucleotides. RefSeq names its product ARM repeat-containing protein. NCBI's taxonomy places the organism in Eukaryota, Fungi, Ascomycota, Leotiomycetes, Helotiales, Pleuroascaceae. Gene Ontology annotation, molecular function: protein binding; protein-containing complex binding; protein serine/threonine kinase activity. Bases 1 to 7251 code for a protein of 2416 amino acids. Gene Ontology annotation, cellular component: TORC2 complex; TORC1 complex; nucleus. The transcript is spliced from 6 exons. The record is from RefSeq and is a predicted model, not a curated record. Gene Ontology annotation, biological process: negative regulation of macroautophagy; TOR signaling; protein phosphorylation.